GGAGUCACGUGACCUAGCUGUGACAGGGCUCCACGCACACCGCUAUUUAGGAGGGGCGUCUACUUGCUCUACCCUGCAACACCCGUAAGACCAGUGGUAGUAGGAGGUGGUUCAGGGGUACCGGGUUGUGUUCAGCGGACAGAGUAUUAACUAUUCGUGUUGAUCGAACUACCAACGUCGAGAUGAGUUCCAUGCCUACGUUAAAGCCGAGGCUUGUUGUUUUAGUGAAACAACCGGGUGUGGUCUCCUUUGGAUUCAAUGUAACUGCUACAAGAUCGGAGCCGUUCCGCUACGUCGGUAUCGUGGUGGACAACUCGCUGGCCAAACAGGCUGGUCUGAGAAGUGGGGACAGAGUGCACGAAGUCAAUGGUGUACCGGUGGACGGACUACCUUUACCAGAUGUCCAGGGCAUGGUGGCCCAGCGACGGGACCGGGUGGAUCUCCUUGUGGCAGACCCCAUGACCGACCAGCUAUACCGUGACAACAACGAAGUGAUCAGAGGGGGGCUGCCAGAAACUAUCUGCAUCCAGGUGCCAUCAGAUGACGUCUCGCCAAGCCAACAAGAAUUUACAAAUGGUGUGGAGGAGAUCGAGGCUGAAGUUGUGGACCCCGACACGUUCCUUGGCGACGAUGGAAUGGAGGACAUACCUCCUCCUAUCACAGGGUAUCAAUCGAACGGAGUCAUCCAUUCCGAAUCGAGUCCAAUGAAGGCCCGACUGUGCACCGUCAAGAAAUGGCCCGACUACCAGGGUUUCGGCUUUAUCUUGCACGGCGACAAAGACGAUCCCGGGCAGAGCAUCGGCAAAGUGGAGAGUGGUUCCCCCGCAGAGGCAGCGGGACUGCGGCCAGGAGACCUCGUCGUGGAGGUGAAUGGUGUAAAUGUUGAGGCCGAGUACCAGCAGCAGGUGGUGGGGAGGAUCGCUAAUGGCCCGGUUCCACAACAAACUACUCUACUGGUGGUCGACCCUGACACACUCCGCUUCUUUCGUGGCCACAGUGUUUCAGUCCACGGCUCGAUGGUGGACAUAGAACGGAUCGAGACUCCCCCGCGGGCGCUAGUACCAGCGUACACUGGAAACAUAAAAGUGAGAUUAUGUCACGUAAAGAAAUGGGCAGAUUUCUCUGGGUACGGCUUCAUCCUGCAUGGAGAAAGGGGCGUCCCGGGCACUUUCAUCACCAACAUUGACGAGGGGUCCCCAGCGGUAGCAGCCGGAUUACUGGACGGUGACAAAAUCAUUGAGAUCAAUGGUGUGAACGUUGAAGGUGAGGAGCAGCCGGGGGCCAUCAGACACAUCCAGAUGGGAAUCGACGGCAACACCAAUGAGACAAGACUCCUGGUGGUGGACCCUGAGUCAGAGCGAUACUACAAGAGACAACAGGUCCAGGUCUCGGGUUCCAUGGCAGAUGUUGUUUACUUAACUAACCCGGAGAGGGAACUACUUCCUCCACCCCCUGUCAUAGAACCACAGUCCAGAAACAGUAACUCUCAAUACAGGGCCCGCCUGUGUCACCUCAAGAAAUGGUCGACGUUUGACGGCUACGGCUUCUACCUGCAGUCAGAGGAAGGAGUCAGAGGCAUCUGUGUCGGGAAGGUUGACCCCGACUCCCCUGCCGAGGCCGCGGGACUGCGUAAAAACGACCGGAUUGUCGAGGUGAACGGCGUCAAUGUGGAGGAUGACUCUCAGAACGAUCUUGUAGAAAAGGUUGUGGCUAUUCCCGAGGAAACAAGGCUUCUAGUAGCCGACAGCGCUACGUUUCAAUACUUUCUGGACGCCGGUAUCAUGGUUAACGGAAACAUGACAGAUGUGGAUGUCAUUGAAGCCCCUGACCGAUAAACUGAUGGCGAUGGAACUUCACGAAAAGAUGCGUGCCAAAUCGUUACUCGCGCAUCGCCGUUGCAGCUGAAAUCAAAGACAUUCAUUUCCCUUUGAAACUGAUUCUGUGUUAAAUUACCCAGUGCGUGUAUGUACACUACUUCAUCGCCCAUGAAUUGGUUAUAACAUAGACGUUAUUCUGACCACAUGUGAACUGGUUAUAACAUAGACGUUAUGCAGCCCACAUGUGAACUGGUUGUAACAUAGACGUUAUUCUGACCACAUGUGAACUGGUUAUAACAUAGACGUUAUGCUGCCCACAUGUGAACUGGUUAUAACAUAGACGUUAUUCUGACCACAUGUGAACUGGUUAUAACAUAGACGUUAUUCUGACCACAUGGGAACUGGUUAUAACAUAGACGUUAUUCUGACCACAUGGGAACUGGUUAUAACAUAGACGUUUUGCUGCCCACAUGUGAACUGGUUAUAACAUAGACGUUUUUCUGACCACAUGUGAACUGGUUAUAACAUAGACGUUAUGCUGCCCACAUGUGAACUGGUUAUAACAUAGACGUUAUUCUGACCACAUGUGAACUGGUUAUAACAUAGACGUUAUGCUGCCCACAUGUGAACUGGUUAUAACAUAGACGUUAUUACAUGUGAACUGGU
Messenger RNA from Haliotis rubra (blacklip abalone), 2483 nucleotides. Its product is annotated as Na(+)/H(+) exchange regulatory cofactor NHE-RF3-like. Gene Ontology annotation, molecular function: protein-membrane adaptor activity; protein binding. The record is from RefSeq and is a predicted model, not a curated record. Gene Ontology annotation, biological process: protein localization to plasma membrane. NCBI's taxonomy places the organism in Eukaryota, Metazoa, Mollusca, Gastropoda, Lepetellida, Haliotidae. Gene Ontology annotation, cellular component: apical plasma membrane. The transcript is spliced from 5 exons. Bases 183 to 1835 code for a protein of 550 amino acids.